AUUCCAAAAGUGCCAUCGAUUCUGCCGUGACGAGGGACAAAACUGGCAAGCCGCAAAAUGGAGAGGGACCCCAGGGUUUCCUGUUCGGCGCUCCCUGUCCCUUUCUGUGUGUCUCUCCUACCGCCGCCACCAUUUUGCCGCGCCUCAUCGCCGGCGACCUCACCGCCGGCGACGUUAUACGACAACCCAGUCCUCCUCAGUCCUCACAUCCAAGUCUCUAUCGCGUAGUGUCGCCGACCCCCUCCUCCUCCUCCUCUACUGGCAUUGUACCGGCGCGGAGGGGAGAUCCGUCCACCCUCCUAUACGGUCCUGGAUCGAUCUCACCAAUUCUAGGCAACUAACCCAAGCUUGCUCGGAGGAAUCGCUGCAGGGCCCGAGAAAUGCAGAGGGACAGCGGCGCCGGCGACGCGACGCCGGGCACCCCGAGCCCGACGCACGGCGGCCGCCUCAGGCACCGGAAGCGCUCCAGCGAGGUUCUCAGCGAUGUGAACAAGGCCAAUGGCGCCAACCUGCUCUUGAACGACCAGAACAAGUACAAGUCGAUGCUAGUCCGGACCUACUCCUCGCUGUGGAUGAUGGCUGGGUUCGUGUUCUUGAUAUACAUGGGGCAUCUCUACAUCUGGGCCAUGGUGGUGGUCAUACAAAUCUUCAUGGCCAAGGAGCUCUUCAACCUGCUUAGGAAGGCCAAUGAGGAUCGGCAGCUCCCGGGAUUUAGGAUGCUGAACUGGCAUUUUUUCUUUACUGCAAUGCUAUUUACAUAUGGCCGGUUCCUUAGCCGGCAGCUUGUCAACACUGUCACUUCAGAUAAGUUGUUGUACAAGCUGGUGAGUGGGGUCAUCAAGUAUCAGAUGUUUAUUUGCUACUUCCUCUACAUAGCAGGUUUUGUCUGGUUUAUUGUCACGCUAAAGAAAAAGGCAUACAAAUAUCAGUUCAGUCAGUAUGCAUGGACUCAUAUGAUCCUUCUGAUGGUAUUUGCGCAGUCAUCUUUCACUGUGGCAAACAUAUUCGAUGGAAUAUUCUGGUUCCUCCUACCAGCUUCAUUAAUUGCUAUCAAUGAUGUUGCUGCAUAUUUCUUUGGAUUCUUCUUUGGGAAAACACCCUUGAUUAAGCUCUCUCCAAAGAAAACAUGGGAAGGCUUUAUAGGUGCAUCAGUGACUACCAUGCUUUCUGCAUUUGUGCUUGCUAAUUUCAUGGGCCAUUUCCAGUGGUUGACAUGCCCAAGAAAGGACUUGUCAACUGGAUGGCUUCAUUGCGACCCAGGUCCCAUGUUUACACCAGAAAGUUAUAGUUUACCAGGAUGGAUGCCACAAUGGUUUCCCUGGCGAGAAGUUGCAAUUAUGCCUGUUCAAUGGCAUGCCUUAGCUCUUGGCUUGUUUGCUUCAAUAAUAGCACCAUUUGGAGGGUUUUUUGCAAGUGGCUUCAAGAGGGCAUUCAAAUUUAAGGAUUUUGGGGACAGCAUACCUGGCCAUGGUGGAUUUACAGAUAGGAUGGACUGCCAAAUGGUCAUGGCUGUCUUUGCAUACAUCUAUUACCAAUCAUUUGUGAUGGUACAGGACCUAUCUGUUGAGACCAUCCUGGAGCAGAUACUAAGGAAUCUCACCGUCGAGGAGCAGCAUGAUCUAUAUGAACAGCUAGGCAAGUUACUGGCGCGAGCAAACUGAUGCUAACAUAGACGUUGUGCAUGCACCAGAUCCAAAAGGAUAUGUGCAGUGCUUUUUCCCGGCCGUGUUUUAGUGAAUCUGCUUGUACAGCCCUAACACCCCUAAGAACAAAAUGGAAAGAGAAAACCACAACACUUAACAGGAGUUGCACCGCUGUAUGAUGUUUUGGAGUAUACAGCUCCUGCGUCCUUCUGAAUGA
Messenger RNA from Panicum hallii, 1860 nucleotides. RefSeq names its product phosphatidate cytidylyltransferase 1-like. The coding region runs from base 381 to 1661 and encodes 426 amino acids. The transcript has 11 exons. Gene Ontology annotation, molecular function: phosphatidate cytidylyltransferase activity. The record is from RefSeq and is a predicted model, not a curated record. NCBI's taxonomy places the organism in Eukaryota, Viridiplantae, Streptophyta, Magnoliopsida, Poales, Poaceae. Gene Ontology annotation, cellular component: endoplasmic reticulum membrane.